GGCGCGCGGGGCCGCGGCGCCAUGGGGCAGCGCGGGCCGGGGCCGCGCGGGGGGGGCGGCCGCCUCCCGCGGGGUGCGGGGCAGCGCCCGCUGAGGCGCGGGCAGGCAGCGCCCAGGCAUGGCUGAGCCGCUCCGCAGGACGCUCUCCAAGCUGCGGGGCAGGAGGUCCCAGCGAGGAGCGGCGGCGGGCGCCGGGCACCGCCACGGCGGGGUCUGCGCCCCGCAGGAUUUAAUAGAAAAUGUUUACAUAGCAUCGAGGAGCAGGAAGGAGCCCAGGUGCCCCCAGGCCAGCGAGGUCCCUGAGCACAGGCUGCAGGGGAACAGCAUCACCGUUUCCAAGAAGCGCAGCUGGCUGCAGCAGAGCACGCACCGACCUCCUCCUCCUCCUCCUCCAGAAGAAGAAAGUGCCUGUGAGGAAGCGCAUGGGGCUGUUAUCCUGGUACCCAAAUCUCCCACCCCAUUGCCUGACCCCACAGUGUCACGAGUUCCUUCCGUGUUGCCAGUGGGGCGGGACCAUCCUGCAGGGAUCCGCACUCCCGUUGCUGCCCUCCCAGGCCCCGCCGUGCCGAGGGGCGCUGCCGUGGACUUCGGUGAGGAUAACGAUGCGGAUGAUGAAGGAGAAAUAUGGUACAAUCCCAUCCCUGAAGAUGAUGAGCCUGACAUGCCAAGGGUCUGCCUCUCUGCUGUGAAUAACCCUGUUGCUGUGGGCUCCCCAGUGAUCCGGUACAAAGCCCCCUGUGGGGGUGACUUGGGGACAGCCAUGGGUCCCCAUGAGGGUCCCCCACACUCCAUGGAGAGUGCAGGGGAUGGUCGGAAGGCUCAGCCGAGCAAAGCAAGUCAGGCUGAUGCUAUGCAGCAUCUGCAGAGGUUUGCCUGCAAGAGUCCUGGCAUGCCAACGGGAGAGGACAGUCCCGCCUUCAAGUGCCCUUCAACAGGGUCUGGAGCCGUACUUGCACACAAGGCUGAUGUACCCUCAACAGAGGUUUCUCCUCCAAGUCCCAGUCCUCUGAAAAAAAGUGGAUCCAUCAACUGGCCUUUUCCUGAUAGAAUUAAAUCUCCCAGGACUGUGAGGAAGCUUUCCAUGAAAAUGAAAAAGCUGCCAGAGCUAAGCAGGAAACUGAGUGUCAAGGGAACUUCAAGCCAUACUAGUUCAGAUAACCCUCCUUCCCUGCUGAAAGGUAACUGCCGGGAUACAAGCCAUACAGUGUCUUUACCAUCUUCUGGAAACUCAGCCAUCACUGCCAGCAGGAAUGUGAUAAGUCGUUACCAUCUCGACAGCAGCGUGUCGUCACAGCACACCUACAAAAAGAAAAGCUCGAGGAGCUCCAAAUCCUUCAACAAAGGUGGUUACCUCAGUGAUGGUGACUCUCCUGAACUUAUAACAAAAUCAGGUAAACAUGGGCAUGAAAUCAAGUGUGGGAAAGGAAAGGAGAGCCUUCCAAGUAACAGUGGUAAAACUGAAAUAGAUAUUGAUGCAUUCAGACACUAUAACUUUUCUGAUCAACCCAAGUGCUCUCAGUAUAUCUCUGGACUCAUGAGCAUUCACUUUUAUGGUGCUGAAGACUUAAAACCACCAAGAGUAGACUCGAAAGAUGUCUUUUGUGCAAUACAGGUUGACUCAGUAAACAAAGCAAGAACAGCCCUGCUUACAUGUAGGACAACAUUUCUAGAUAUGGACCACACAUUCAACAUAGAAAUUGAAAACGCUCAGCACUUAAAGCUGGUGGUGUUCAGCUGGGAACCCACCCCGCGGAAAAAUCGGGUGUGUUGUCAUGGAACUGUGGCUCUUCCCACACUCUUCCGAGUGACAAAGACGCAUCAGCUGGCUGUCAAACUGGAACCAAGGGGUCUUAUUUAUGUCAAGCUGUCACUCAUGGAGCAGUGGGAGAACUCUCUUGAUGGUCUCCAUGCAGAUCGGGAGCCUGUGAUGUUCGGGGUAGAGGCUCAAAAAGUUGUAGAGAAGGAAAAUGCGGGCUUGAUGGUGCCACUUCUGAUGCAGAAAUGCAUUCUGGAGAUUGAAAAGAGAGGCUGUCAGGUGGUAGGGCUGUAUCGGCUGUGUGGCUCAGCUGCGGUUAAGAAAGAGCUUCGAGAAGCGUUUGAGAGGGACAGCAAGGCGGUUACUCUCUGUGAAAGCCAGUACCCAGACGUUAACGUCAUCACAGGUGUCCUAAAAGACUAUCUGCGAGAGCUACCCUCUCCCCUGAUAACCAAGCAGCUCUAUGAAGCAGUUUUGGAUGCCAUGGUGAAAAAUCCCUUGAAAAUUACAGCAAGUGGUUGUGAGAAUGACCCGAGUGACUCUGAGCACACAGCAGCCCUCCUGGAUUGCCUGCCAGAAGUUGAGAAGGCUACUCUGAAAAUGCUGUUGGAUCACCUGAAACUGGUGGCUUCCUACCACGAAGUAAAUAAGAUGACGUGCCAGAAUUUAGCUGUAUGUUUUGGGCCUGUGUUGCUGAGUCAGAGACAGGAGACUGCCAACCAUAACAACAGAGUUUUCACAGACUCGGAAGAGCUUGCUAGUGCCCUGGACUUCAAAAAACACAUAGAGGUUCUUCACUAUUUACUCCAACUGUGGCCAGUACGUCACUCGCCUGCCAAAGAACCAUCACUUGUGAAUGUAUUUCCUGAGCACCUAUCCUCCCUGAAUUACCUGAGACCCAAGAGGCAGAGACCUCAGAUGCUGAACCUGAGCAGUACCGAGAUGUCUGGGGUGCUCAGACCAAGGCCAGCAGGUCUGGACAGCCCAUCGAGCAACCGCUAUGCUGGAGACUGGAGUAGCUGUGGGGAGAACUACCUCUUAAACCCAAAAGAGUGCCUGAGGGAAGCAGACUACGAUGACGUCCCUUCAGAAGACACGGAGAGCGGGGAUGACAGCAGCAAAGCUGAGGAGCUGCAUGCCCCGGCUGGCCGGCCACAGCCCAUCCCCAGGGAACGGGCAUUCCAGAGCUACCUGACAAUGCAGGCGAUAGGCUCUGCAGGGGAUCACACAGCAAACCUCAAAGACCUGCAGGAAAGUAUUGAUACUCUGAUAGGAAACCUGGAAAGGGAACUCAACAAAAACAAGCUGAAUAUGAGCUAUUAAAUCCUGUCCUGCAUGACAUCUCCUCCUAGUGCCUCCGUGCCCCUCACUGGGCUGCCCACAGCCGUGUGAGGUGUGAUGGUGCCCUUGGACACCUGUGGUAAGGCCAGGGCCUCCGUGCGCUAACAGAGUUAAAGCCAUUCCGUUACAUUUCUCCCUUUUUGUUAGACAGAGGUGAUGACUUGAUUCUGCUUUUGGAGACAACCUUAGAGACCAUGAGGUAAUUCCACAUAGUGGCAUUUCUCCCUAAAGAUACUGUGCACUUCGGUGUUUUGGGCAACAGCUGGCAGGAGAUAAAGCAACAUCUCUGCUGUUGGUGGCAGCGUUACUCCUCAUUCCUGAAACCCUAGCUCCGGUACAGAUGUUCCUCUCGGAUGAGGAUAAAUGCUGCUGGGCCUGAAUUUUGCAGCAUGGACUUCAGAUAGACUUGUUUUACUAUAUAUGCAAUGGCUGCUAUGAAAAAUGCUUUAUAUAUAUAUGUUAUAUUUAUAUAUAAAGUUUUAAUUGUACAAAUAUUAAUGUAUUCCUGUAUUAACACUUUUCAAUAAUUAUUUAAACAAGCAAAAAUUAAAUAUUUUUCUAACCUUGUUUGUAUAUAUCUAUGUUUAAAUGUGCAUGUGUCUGUAGCCACCUUUGGAAAGGAGAGGUCUCUCAGAGUUAUGAAAUGUCCCUUUAUCUACGAAGACAUGUUCAGUGAUGCCAGGAUGAAGUUACCCCUUGGGUAGCACAGCAUUUGACUUAUGCACAGAAACAGGAGCAGAGAGAAGGCAGGGUAAUCAUUAAUUUAAAUGACCUUGUGUGUUGCAGAGGCAUCAGUUUGCAGGUGUUGACUAUUAACUCUCGCACACCCACCAUGCUUUCUCUAUUUUUUCUUAUUUUUUUUUUUCCUUUUUGUUUGUUUGUUUUUAUCCUCCAUGUUUUUUCAUAUACAAGGAAGGUCUGGAAGGUAUUUACUUUUCAAAAAAUACUUCUGGUUUGUCCUUGUAACCUGUAAAUUUAUUUUUGAUGUUUCAGUACCUUUUUUUUUUUUUUUUUUGUCUCCAGGAUUUCCUAUCUUUUUGUUGAGAUACCUUAGUCUGGCUCAUGGUAGUUAGAUGUGUUUGAGCUCUCUCUGAAGAGCUGUGGCUCUGGAGAUGUGUUACUCCUGGGAAGUUUGGAUGCAAUUGCAGUUCACUGUGACCUUACUAAAUUCAGCUAUCACUGUCUUCUCAGGUCAUCUUUUAUCUCCAGUCAUUUAUGGUGAGCAACUAAAGAUUUCAUGGUAAGGAAACACAUUCUUGUUUAGUCCCUUUAACCAAAAGGAGCUACAGAGUCAUUCACAGGGCAGCCCCAGUGCGGAAGGGCUGGACUUGAGCAGGUGGGGGUGAGAGAGUUGUGUGUUUUGGGAGGCCAAACACUGAAUUGCUGUCAGCUGGCAAGGUAGAGCUUAAUUCUCUUCCUCAUUUUGGUACAAUGCUGGCAUCCUGCCAUGGCUUUCCAUUCACCCUGUGGGUAAGUGCUUUUCUGCUAGCCUGUACUUCCUUAUAUUGCUUAAUUGAGGAGUUAUUUAUUUACAGUAGCAAUGAAUUAAGAAUUGCUAUGGCAAACUUCACCCCUCUUUUCUAAGGAAUUAUUUUAGCAUGGUUUCAAAUGGUUUAUUCAAUCUCAUUAAUUUAUUUUUAUAAGUGUUAAAAGAUUCAAACCAAUUAUUGCAAUAUGAUAAUGUAUGAAAAUGUAAAUUUAACCUGAAGCAUUUAUCAAUAAAUCAAUGUAUUUUUUUAAACUUUUAUACCUACAGAAUGUGCAUACUUUUUAAACUAUAAAUUCUAAAUAAAAUUGGAAUUAAGAACAAAA
Molecule: messenger RNA, 4909 nt
Organism: Apus apus (common swift)
Lineage: Eukaryota; Metazoa; Chordata; Aves; Apodiformes; Apodidae
Gene: SYDE2
Product: synapse defective Rho GTPase homolog 2
Exons: 7
Coding region: 119-3079 (986 amino acids)
Biological process (GO): signal transduction
Source: RefSeq, a predicted model, not a curated record